Dissoconium aciculare CBS 342.82 is the source of this 165-nucleotide messenger RNA. RefSeq lists its product as uncharacterized. Lineage: Eukaryota; Fungi; Ascomycota; Dothideomycetes; Mycosphaerellales; Dissoconiaceae. The annotation marks the transcript as partial. The record is from RefSeq and is a predicted model, not a curated record. The transcript has a single exon.
CACCACCACACCACCGCCGCCGGUGCCCCCCGCCGCAAGGUCUCCAUGGGCGACAAGCUCUCCGGCGCCAUGAUGAAGCUCCGUGGCAGCGUCACCCGCCGCCCGGGUCUCAAGGCCGCCGGCACCCGUCGCAUGAACGGCACUGACGGCCUCGGCUCUCACCGC